Molecule: messenger RNA, 583 nt
Organism: Aspergillus nomiae NRRL 13137
Lineage: Eukaryota; Fungi; Ascomycota; Eurotiomycetes; Eurotiales; Aspergillaceae
Product: guanine nucleotide-binding protein subunit gamma
Exons: 3
Coding region: 152-424 (90 amino acids)
Biological process (GO): G protein-coupled receptor signaling pathway
Cellular component (GO): heterotrimeric G-protein complex
Molecular function (GO): G-protein beta-subunit binding
Source: RefSeq, a predicted model, not a curated record
UCUUCCUACUUACCGGUCCAACCCACACAAACCCCCUCCCUUCCCGUGUGUGUGUGUGCGCAUAUAGUUAAUUCACACCUCAAUCGUCCCGAUAAUACAAAAAGAUUAAGAUAAAAAGAAAAAGAAACCAAGAACAACUUAAUCUAUCACGAUGCCUGCCUACGAGCUUCGAUCGGGAGGGGAUGUGAAGAACAAGAAGCAAAGUGUGGCCGAUUUGAAGUAUCGACGAUUGACAGAACUCAAUGCUCGUCUGAAGGAAGACCUGGACCGUCCCCGGGUCAAAGUGUCCGAGGCUGCGAUGUCGCUGAUUAACUACUGCAACAACACUCGCGACUUUAUGGUACCUUCCGUAUGGGGUCAGGUCGACAAACGCGAUGACCCAUACGCUCCUCAGCAGCAGGGAGGCUGUUGCACGGUCAUGUAAUGGAUCCACGCCAUUAACUAAGCUGGACUCGCCACCACGCGGUCCAUUGUACCCUCGAACGCUACGACAUCACCUUCUACUACCUAAUUCUAUUCUUCUCAAUACCUCUUUUUGACCUUUGGAAACGUCGCAUCGCUACUCACUCGCCACGACCAGGAC